UAAAGUGUACGAACGAAAUGGCGGAAUGCAGUGAAAAAUGUGAGAACUGUUCGUUUGAUUUCAGCGAGGACAAGCAAAAGGGCGUAUGCUCGAUAAAAGAAGAGUUUAUUGUUGAAGAUCACGUGAGACAGUUGAGCGAGAAGCGUUUGACUGAAACCGAUAAGCAGAAGGUAUUUUUAGGCACAAAUGUGGAGAACGUGGAGGCGCCAUUAUCAGAUGAGCCACCUGUUAAAAAAUUCAAACAUGACGACAAGAAGGAGAAGCUCCGAGGUCAAAAUAAAGCAAGGCCGCCGCCGUUCAAAGCACCCAGGGAGCUGAGUCUGUGCCCAUGGAUCGCAGAUCAAACGACGGCUGAGCCAGAGAAAAAAUGUUUGAAUCAGCGCUGCGCGUUCCUGCACGACCGUAAAGAAUAUCUGAAGAUACGACCGGUGGAUAUCGGCACGGAGUGUCACAUCUUCAACGUGACCGGUAAGUGCCCACGAGGAACUACGUGCAGAAUGGGCUUACGACAUUUGACCAAAGACGGUUUCAACAUUGUCGACGAGAAGAGAUUCGAGGAGCACAAGAAGCGCUCGCCAUCUACGAUGAAUCGUCUGUCCAAGGACCUGCAAAACGAACUGCGCAAGCACAAGUAUGAUUUUGCCAAAGCGGAGGCGAUUAUCAAAGCUAACGAUCCGUCUAGAAGGAAAAUGCAGUUACAAUACUCCAAGUCCGGAUCCGAGAUUGACAACGGGGAAAUCUGCGAGGUGGGAGCUGAGUAUCAGAAGCCGAAAUUGGAGGUCACAGAAACCACCGAUACCUCGGACAACAGCAACAGUGUCAAUGCGGGAAGCAACGUAUCCGCUUGCGAUAUGUCGCACGAGUCGGCAAAACCGAGGAUCGGACCUGUAGAUGAUAGCGACCUGAUCAGAUUGCGAAGGUCGGAGAAGCGGAAGGUCGACUGGAGAAGCAAGAUCCUGCUGAGCCCAUUGACGACUGUAGGCAAUCUGCCGUUUCGCAGGAUUUGCAAGGAGUAUGGCGCUGAUAUCACUUGCGGAGAGAUGGCUUUGGCGCCAAAGAUUCUGAAAGGCGCCCAGGAGGAAUGGGCAUUGGUGAAGAGGCACGAGUGCGAGGACGUGUUCGGCGUACAAUUGUGCGGCAACAACCCCGGCGUGUUGACCAGAUGCGCCCAACUGCUGAAUCGCGAGAUCGACGUAGAUUAUAUCGAUUUGAACUUGGGCUGUCCGAUCGAUCUGAUUUACAGGCAGGGCGGCGGCAGCGGUAUGCUCAAUCGGUUGAACGUACUCGAGACCGUAGUAAAGUCCGUCAGUCAAGUGUUGGACAUACCUUUAUCUAUUAAGACUAGGACCGGGGUUUACAUUGACAGGCCGAUUGCGCAUAACUUAAUGCCAAAGUUUCACGAGUGGGGUGUGUCCAUGAUUACUGUGCACGGAAGGUCCCGUGAGCAAAGAUAUACGAAGCUAGCCGACUGGGAAUACAUAGAGAAAUGCGCCUUGGCGGCACGACCGGUGCCCGUGUUCGGGAACGGCGAUAUUUUAUCUUUCGACGAUUACCAGAGAGUAAAGGAAACUUACGGUGCAGUCCAAGGCAUCACGAUCGGCCGCGGUGCCUUGAUUAAGCCGUGGAUCUUCACGGAAAUCAAGGAGAGAAAGCUAAUCGACAUAUCGAGCGGGGAAAGAUUCGAUAUUCUCCGAAAGUACGCGAAUUACGGGCUCGAGCAUUGGGGAUCCGACACCCGCGGGGUCGAGACCACAAGAAGGUUCAUGCUGGAAUGGAUCUCUUUCCUUCACAGGGGGAACCCAUUUAUCCAACUUUUUCACUUUUCCCAACUUGUUUAAGUAUCGGACGGCAGUUGAAUGAUCAACUUCGAAUCUUUUGACAAUCUUUCAGACUGUUAACCUUGGAUGUUUCAAUCAUCUCCUUCAAAACAACGUCAUCAAUGACGGAAGGUGCGUGUCCACUAGACAAAUUGUCGAGGUUUGUGUCCUCAGAACGAAAUUUUUCAAAUCAACGUCUCGUCGUUCUUUAACUUACAGUACCUUCACCAAAUGCAGUAUGAAUGUUACGCGUUAUCUCGGCUGCAGUAUAACCAAGAUUGAACUCGUAUAAGUAAAUUAUACGAAUUUCUCUAUUUUCCAUCACAGCAUUAAUGCAAACUUCUAUGACUAACAGUAUAAUAUAGAAAUAAAGUUAU
Dinoponera quadriceps is the source of this 2194-nucleotide messenger RNA. It is a transcript of the gene Dus3, whose product is annotated as tRNA-dihydrouridine(47) synthase [NAD(P)(+)]-like. Lineage: Eukaryota; Metazoa; Arthropoda; Insecta; Hymenoptera; Formicidae. The transcript has 4 exons. Gene Ontology annotation, molecular function: flavin adenine dinucleotide binding; RNA binding; tRNA dihydrouridine synthase activity. The coding region runs from base 18 to 1838 and encodes 606 amino acids. Gene Ontology annotation, biological process: tRNA processing. The record is from RefSeq and is a predicted model, not a curated record.